Messenger RNA from Ostrea edulis (European flat oyster), 2591 nucleotides. RefSeq names its product L-sorbose 1-dehydrogenase-like. The transcript is spliced from 12 exons. Gene Ontology annotation, molecular function: flavin adenine dinucleotide binding; oxidoreductase activity, acting on CH-OH group of donors. Lineage: Eukaryota; Metazoa; Mollusca; Bivalvia; Ostreida; Ostreidae. The record is from RefSeq and is a predicted model, not a curated record. The coding region runs from base 318 to 2171 and encodes 617 amino acids.
UCCGCCUCACGCGGGCGAGCCAUCAUUUCUUCUUCACUGAACGUUCUGCGGCGCUGCCGGAAAAAUUACCUGCAAUUCUGGAUAUUGAUAGCGGGGCGCGUGUAAGCGAUUUUUUUGUACGGUGGUGCUUGAUUCGAUUUUGCACGUCAGUUCGAUACAUCAUAAACAGCAGUGUUCGGCUCCAGAUGGCUGGGUGCCCUGUGACCACUCGGUGAUUUAUGCCAUGUCCGUCGCUGAGCGUGGAAGCCCCUUCCUACUUGUAGAAACAAAAAAUGUUUUCGCAAAAAUGUGAAAAGUGAAUAUUUUUCGUGUGAGAAAUGAAAAGCGGAGAAGUGGGGCGGUCCUUAAUUUGGUGGUUGGGGCUGGGAUUAAUGUCUGCCGUGCUGGCGUUCUUGUACUUUAAUGGAUCCAAAUCGAAAGCGGCCCUCACAGACAGAGUCAACGCCACCUAUGAUUUCGUUAUAGUUGGGGGUGGUAUCUCGGGUUCGGUGUUGGCCAGCCGCCUUUCGGAAUCUCCCGAUGUUACAGUCCUUCUCCUGGAAGCCGGAGGUUUGGAUUCCGAUCCCGAGCUUCGGGUACCACUUCUCUCCUCACUGGAGCGAAAAGUGGAAAAUGACUGGAAGUUCACUUCUACUCCACAACAACACGCCUUCAAAUCUUUAACGGGGAAGAGAGGGCGUUACAACAUGGGCCGGGUGCUGGGAGGGGGCAGUUCUAUAAAUAGCAUGGUAUACUUACGCGGAAGUAGUGGCAGCUAUAACUCCUGGGAGAGCUCCGGAGCCUCGGGCUGGGGUUUUAGAGACGUCAUUCCGUACUUCCUCAAGCUAGAAAACUUUUGUAUCGAAAAAUUCCAAACUUCGGCAUAUCAUUCCACGAAAGGCCCUGUAGUGAUCAGCGACGGAUCUCAGGACCACCCACUUCUUCAUGAUGUUUAUCAGAGGGCCUCAGAAACACUAGGGUAUAAAGCUACCGACUGCAACGGCAAAGACUUCAUAGGAUUCUGUUCCAAUCCCACGAUGAAGGACCGCGCCAGGCGAGUAAGCACUUCCGGUACUUACCUAUCGCCAGCCAUGGACAGGACCAACCUGCACAUAGCCCUAUAUAGUCACGUGACAAAGGUGCUGAUUUCUAAUGGUAAGGCGGUGGGUGUUGAGUACCUACAGAAUGGCAGGCGGCAGGUGGUGGGGGCCACUAAAGAGGUAACCCUGGCCGCCGGGCCUAUAAGCUCCCCCCACAUCCUGCUCUUGUCGGGAGUCGGACCGAGGGACCACCUACAGGAACACAAGAUAACGGUUCACGCGGAUCUUCCGGUUGGAGGGUUUAUCCAAGAUCACGUGAUGUUCCCAAUCCGGGGCUCCAUCAAUGAAUCUCUGACUGUGACCUACCCAAGGUCAACCAGCAUCCUGGCCAAACUAAAAUACAAAGCGUUUGGAGGAGGUCCCUUAUCAUCCAACGGCGCCAUUGUUGGUCACUCACUAGUGGAAGUAAAGCAAAAUAAAACGAAUCAGGCAGACAUAUUGAUUAGUUUCCUGGCAACGAUACCGGAACUCUGGUCAGCAAUGGAUUAUGGGUAUGAAACAAAUGUACGAAAAGAUCUGACACCUGUCAGAAACGGAAAACCGAAUUCCACGGAGGGAGUUACCUUCCUGAUUCAGCCCCUGGAACCAAAGAGCAGCGGAACACUGAAGAUUCGCAGCACAAAUCCAUUUGAUCCCCCGGAUGUAGAUCCAGAAUAUCUGGAACAUCAUGAUGACGUCGCUAGUCUCAUCCAAGGUCUAAGAUUUUACUUUAAACUAAUGAAGACUAAAGCGUUCACACGCUUACAAGUCAGGCCCCCGUACUCACCAUUUCCUAAAUGUUCCAAAGAGAAACUCAACUCGGAUAGCUAUUUAGAGUGCUUAGUCCGCCAUCUAGCGGUGCCAGGGAAUAAUCUGAUCGGCGGAUGUAAGAUGGGGUCUGCAAAGGAUAACACUACAGUGGUGGAUCACAGACUGAGGGUGAAGGGUAUCGAUCGGUUGAGGGUUGUUGAUUCCUCUGUGAUGCCGACUCUUGUGUCACCUGACCUCACAGCGCCCUCUAUAAUGAUGGCGGAAAAGGCCGCCGACAUGAUAAAAAGCAGACAUUUAUCGAAAAAGAAUGUUGUCACAGCAACUAGAAAGAAAACUAGGUAGCGAUAUUAAAGUUAGGAUUUUCAAAUAUUUGAUGUGUUUAGUGGCAAUAUUUCCAUAUGCAGGCAGAGUAUCACUCGUGAAAUUCAUUACAAUAUGUAUUAUAUACUGGAGAAUGAAUGGACUUAACAAAUUUCGCUGUUAAUUUCGUGAAUAUACACGUACUACGAUGAGAGUUGACAUAAAUAAUGAACAGGAAAGACCCAUAGGAACGUGUGUGUAUUUACUCUUAGCAAUAAAGUCUAUAAUGUUUUCCCUUCAUAAAUUGUACAUACAAUGUGCUAACACUUUAUACCACAUAGGAAUGAUAACAUAUGCAUAUUAAAUUGAGUGCAUAGAAUAAGUAUAUUUUGUAUACUAUCAGAAGAAAGUUUCUCAACUUGAGGAUGGAACAUUGAGGAGAAUAAAAGGCAAUUAAAACAC